CGCUCUUAUUCUCUCUCAUUCUCUUUCCCUCUCCCUGUCUCUCUCUCUAAUACUCUCUACUUUGCUGCGCGUCAUGGCGGCAUGAACCCUUGCACCAUCCUUUGCAUCCCUGUUCGAGACUCGAUGCAUGUCAAGGCUUGCUGCACCUUCUCUGCCUUCACGAGGUAGCAUCUACUUGCCUACGCACCGCCAGCCAUGCCCUCGUCACGACGGCCGGCCAUUGAGGCGCGACGGUCCACACUUCACUACGAGACUUUCCCCACAGUCCCCCCCAGGACCCGCGGCCGACCACCUUCGACAUCGCCGUCCUCCCGUCAUGGCCGCGACUCGCAAGACGGCCACAGCAACCACGAGUCGCCCCUGCCGACCAAGCAGCUUAUUGUGUUGGCUGUCAUAGCGCUUGCCGAGCAGACUGCUCUCAAUUCAAUCAGCCCAUACCUUCCAGAGAUGACGGCCUCGUUCCCCGAAGUCAAGCAGGGACAGGGAGGUCUGUACGUGGGCCUCAUCGCCUCGUCGUUUGCGCUGGCCCAGUUCACCACAAACUUCUUCUGGGGCUGGCUGUCGGACAAAAUUGGGCGCAAGCCCGUCAUCAUCAUGGGCACCUUCAUGACCAUGUGCUGUUUCCUUUUAUUCGGCUUCUGCACAAAGCUGUGGCAUGCUAUACUCGUACAGGCACUCAUGGGCUUCGUCAAUGGCAACUCUGGCGUUGUGUCGACAUGUCUGGGCGAGAUCACGGAUCGGAGCAAUCAGUCGCGCGCCUUCACCUACCUGCCUGUCGUCUAUGGCAUUGGCGGUAUCACAGGUCCCAUUGUCGGAGGCUUGUUGGUUCUCUACAAGAAUCCCUUCUCACACAACAACGCCAAUCCGUAUCCAUAUCUCCUACCAAAUCUCUUUUCAGCUCUUGUUUUAGCUGUUGAUUUGGUGGUGUGCAUCAUCUUUUUGGAGGAGAGCCUAGAGGAACUCAAGAACCUCCCUCCUCUGGGAAAGAGACUGGGCAAUUUGUUCUCUUGGAUAUGGCAAUUCACAAGCUCGACCCGACCGACUUAUGUACGGCGCCUGCUUGGCCAGCAAAAGGACCGCGACUCUCCGCACCUACGCAGUAUGGGUGAAGAUGAGGACGAAGACCAUAUCGAAGACGAUGACGACGUGUCGGACACGUCUGGCGAAUCCGCGCCUGCACUAUUCCCGCACGCCAACAGCGAAGAGCUUACGCGAAAGGAGGUUUUGAAUCGCGACACGGUGCUGCUGCUGGUGACAUACUUCAUCUUUCAACUGGCCAACAUUUCUUACAAUUCCUUGUAUCCUAUUUUUGCCGAGGAGCAACCGCCAACCGGGCGUGGCUUGAAGCCAGAGGCUGUUGGCUUGUCGCUGUCGUUUGCAGGAGCUAUCACGAUACUAUUUCAAGUGGGCAUAUUUGGACGAUUACGAGGCAAGCUAGGCAACAAAAUGGCAUACAGGGUUAGCUUGGGUCUGUUCAUUGCAGCGUUUGGACUGAUGCCGUGGGUGGGCUAUAAAGACAGCAACCCGUACAAAGGUAUUGGCUCGGGCGCGGGAUGGCUGUGGUUUGAGCUUGGGGUGGUAUUGGUCAUCAAGACGGUCGCAGGUGUCGGCGGCUUGACGGCUGCGCUUCUUAUGAUUACAAACUCGGCGCCUAACCACAACGUUCUCGGGACGCUCAACGGCCUUGCACAGACGCUCUCUGCUGCCGGGCGGGCAGCAGGACCAUUCGUUUCGGGCUCGCUGUUUACAGCUGCGACAAAGUUGAGGCCCAAAGGAGAAGUUUUGCCGUUUGGCAUCUUCGCUGGUAUUGCGCUCGUCGGUUUCGUGCUGAGUUUUGGCAUCCGUGGUGAAGGGCUGGAAGCCGAAGGAUGGUCUGACGAGGACAACGACGAAGAUGAAGAGGAAGGUGGUGGUGAGGAGGCGGACGAGGGCACGGGCCUGUUACGAAAGUGAACGAGCCAUGGGAAUCAUAUGUAACAUAGCAAUUUGGCGCUGCUUGGGCGGUGCUUAAAUCAGACCCUGGGGGUGGGCGGCGUUGUACGGGCUAUUUUAGAAGAAAUAGAAGGGAUGGCGGCCUCAAGCGGCUAGCGGAUCGAGUAUCACGAGUGAGAUUGAAGGUGUACAUGGCACGUGCGGGCGGAUGCUGUGACGCAGAAAGCAGUGUCAAAAACGAAGGACAUGGCAAUCACGUGCCCGAGCAACGGCGAAGUGCCACGUGGUGGUCCGAGGGAGGAAGCAAAGACUGUGAUGAUUUCGGUGCAACGGGUGUUUGUAAGAAGAUCGCAAUGAGAAAGCUGCCGAGCAAAGGUGCACGCAGUAUGGCAGAGAUGGAUACUUAGCAGGGUGGAUGCGUGGUUGGAUAGCAGGCGGGC
Molecule: messenger RNA, 2372 nt
Organism: Bipolaris sorokiniana ND90Pr
Lineage: Eukaryota; Fungi; Ascomycota; Dothideomycetes; Pleosporales; Pleosporaceae
Exons: 2
Coding region: 196-1953 (585 amino acids)
Biological process (GO): transmembrane transport
Molecular function (GO): transmembrane transporter activity
Source: RefSeq, a predicted model, not a curated record